This is a messenger RNA of Parastagonospora nodorum SN15, 114 nucleotides long. RefSeq lists its product as hypothetical. The record is from RefSeq and is a predicted model, not a curated record. The transcript has a single exon. NCBI's taxonomy places the organism in Eukaryota, Fungi, Ascomycota, Dothideomycetes, Pleosporales, Phaeosphaeriaceae. The coding region runs from base 1 to 114 and encodes 37 amino acids.
AUGGCCGUGAAUUCCGUGACUUGCUUCCAGGCGAGUACACUCCGAGAGAUCUUCUAUGUCUUCUCUGAGCGCGCCUAUACGCUCAAGAUUAGCAGCAUUGCCCAAGGGCAGUGA